UACUUGGAUGAACUGCUGAAGGAUAUGCGUAUGUUAUGCUCAAUAGAAGUGAAUCAUGCGAGUGGAUUCCGUCAUGCACAAGCGUUAUUAGCUGCUGAAAUUGAACGCGUUUGGAAUACUAUUUAUGUGGUUAAUCUCAACACAUCACAGACAUCUAUCGUAACUCAAGUCCAUGAAGCAUCUCAAUCAGACGGCAAUAUUGUAACACUGCAAAGAAAAAUUCCAAUCCCACGCCGUCCAGGAUGCAAAUACGUUGGGCGCAUUCUUGGACCACGAGGUAUUUCUAUAAGACAACUCGAAGCUGACACAGAUUGUCGUAUUCUGAUAAGAGGUAAAGGAUCGGUCAAAGAUUCGAGAAGAGAAGCACGUCUGAAGAAUAAAGCAGGAUGGGAGCAUUUAUCGGAGCCAUUGCAUGUGCUCAUAACGGCAAAUGAAAUAAACGAAUCACGUUGUGCAGUCAAAUUAGAACGUGCCGCCGAUAUGAUCGAACAACUGCUAGCCACUGAUAACGACGAAUACAAACGUCUGCAACUCGUUCAAUUGGCAAUUAUCAACGGUACCUAUCGACCCGGAGGAACGCAACGAAGAACCUGA
Messenger RNA from Anisakis simplex (herring worm), 594 nucleotides. The record is from the annotation of a GenBank genome assembly. Lineage: Eukaryota; Metazoa; Nematoda; Chromadorea; Rhabditida; Anisakidae.